Molecule: messenger RNA, 1602 nt
Organism: Maniola jurtina (meadow brown)
Lineage: Eukaryota; Metazoa; Arthropoda; Insecta; Lepidoptera; Nymphalidae
Product: persulfide dioxygenase ETHE1, mitochondrial
Exons: 6
Coding region: 299-1099 (266 amino acids)
Biological process (GO): glutathione metabolic process; hydrogen sulfide metabolic process
Molecular function (GO): sulfur dioxygenase activity
Source: RefSeq, a predicted model, not a curated record
AAUUCAUUUAAGAACCAAAACAAAGUUGCUUUUGGUUGUUUGUGUACCUAAUUAUUAUAAAUUGUAAAUAAUAGUUUUGUUACUUAUUAGUUUGCCUACAGUAUUAUAAUAAUAAUAUUGCUUAUAACAAACUGUUUAAGACUAGUAGUAAAUAAUUAAUUUCAGUUAGCUGUAGGUUUUAUCUGCAGGUUAGGUUAGCUGAUAUACACUGAUAAGAUCUUAAUUGUAAAGAUAAUAUUAUCAGAAUCAAAAACUUAAAAUAAAUUAAGUAUUAUUUUUAAACGAUCAGUUGAUAACAAUGGCCAGGAUGCUGUGGAAACUAUCACAUACUAUGAAGUUUGCUGAGAGGCUGGCAGCAUAUAAAGCUGGGAACGCGAGGUUAAUGUCUAGCGAGAUGGAGAGGGGAACUAACUUCUUUUUUAGACAGUUAUUUGACACAGUGAGCAGCACAUACACAUACUUGCUGGGUGACAUGAAGACUCGGGAAGCGGUGUUGAUAGACCCAGUGCUGGAACACGCUCAGAGGGAUGCUGCAUUGAUAAAGGAACUUGGGUUCAAAUUACUAUACGCAAUGAACACACACAUGCACGCAGACCACAUAACGGGCACGGGCAAACUGAAAUCCCUUUUGCCCGGCACUAAGAGCGUGAUCGGCAAAGCGUCCGGUGCCCAGGCUGAUAUGCACCUGCUGGACGGUGACCUGGUGAGCUUCGGGUGCCAUCAGUUGCUGGCUACCGCCACCCCUGGACAUACCAAUGGUUGCUUGACUUACAUAUCGCAUGAACAGGGUAUUGCGUUCACAGGCGAUACGCUGCUAAUACGAGGCUGUGGUCGAACCGAUUUCCAGGAGGGAUCAUCAGAAACCCUUUACAAAUCGGUUCAUGACAAAAUAUUCACUUUGCCCGACAGCUACACGCUUUACCCUGCUCACGACUAUAAGGGCCAAACCGCCACCACUGUGGGCGAGGAGAAGAAGUAUAACCCGAGGUUGACCAAAUCGCUGAAGGAAUUCAUUGAUAUUAUGGAGAAUUUGAAUUUGCCGUAUCCUAAAAUGAUUGAUAAAGCAGUACCUGCGAAUAGAGUAUGUGGACUGUAUUAAACUAGACUCUACCUAAUGUGGCUAUAAUUCUGUUAGACACAGUAACUAAACGAAAUUGACAGAUCUAAAUCUAGUUCUAUCCUUUUCUGCAGGGAACAUUAUGAAAAGGAAACCAAGUAUAUCGACAUCUGUCAUUCUAGUAUAGUAUAUACCUACUAAACCACAGUUCACGACAGUUAGGGAACUUCUAACAAAACUUUGAGGUUUCGACGUCAUUGGCCCUAAGAUAACCCUAUUUUUUUUUAUUUCAUGUCACCAUAGUCUAAUAUUUCACAACCGAGAAUUCCCUCACUCAAGUCUCACUCUGCUAAAGCUAAAUUGACAAAUCGAAAUCUUACUAUUGUAGUGCUAUUCGUUUCCGCAGGGUGCUUUAUGAAAGAGAUACAAUAUUUUUUAUAAAUAAAAUUGGUUUAUGGAUUUAUGAAAGAAAAACAAACCAAUAACAUUUUGGUUUUGUUUCAAAUAGACUAUUAUAAUUUAGAAGUCUUUAUUGAUCCUACUGA